Messenger RNA from Clonostachys byssicola, 1830 nucleotides. Lineage: Eukaryota; Fungi; Ascomycota; Sordariomycetes; Hypocreales; Bionectriaceae. The record is from the annotation of a GenBank genome assembly.
AUGGAGGGAUCAGGAAACCAACCCGCCUCGACGACAGAGCAAGCGUCAAGCUCUGCACCUUUAUCUUCGCCGCCAUCAGUCCAGGCCCAUCCUCCCUUUCGACAAGAUGCCGGACCUCAGCAGGAUAUGAGGUCUCCUGCGGCAUCCCAUGGACGGCAAGGAACGUACAAUAUGAUGCCAAUGAUGUCGACUCUACCCCAGGUUCAAAGAGUUGAACAUCAUCAUCACCAUCACCACCCAGGGCAAAUGCCCUAUCACCAAUCGACGUCGCCCCAUGUCAUGCAUCCAAUGGUACAGAUUGCUCAUUAUGGCCCCGGCCCUACGUACAACAUGCCCCAUCAGGAAUAUUAUACUCAACAACCUCAGCAUCCUCCCGUCGCGCAAUAUUAUCAUAACCGACAAAUCUCGCCCCAAGCUCAACCGAUACAGAAUAUGACCUACUAUCCCAACCAGGUGGUAAUGGGUCAUCCGCAUCACGCUUAUUACUAUGCCCAGCCUAACCGUUACCCGGCUCCGAAUCAAGGGAUGCCAGGAGCAAUGGUGUCUGGGCAGUACAUUGCCCCCGUUCCUCCUUCGACCGCCAACGAUCCUCGGCUUAUGAAGUCUCCCUCCGACGGAGGUCGAGUCCCAACCCAACCGACUAAACAAGAUUUAGAAGCUUCUGAAAGGCGACCAAGCACGACUGUUGUUCGGGGCCCACCGAGGAAGCCUCGACAAAGUGGACACGCCAUUUGGAUCGGAAACCUUCCUCCACAGACAGAUCUAAUGAACCUCGUCAACCAUGUGUACAGCUUGAUUCCAGGGUUGGAGUCCCUGUUUCUCAUUUCUAAGAGUAACUGUGCUUUUGCGAAUUUCAAAGACGAUGCGACUUGUGUGGAGGCUCAGCAGAAACUCCAUGAUUCCAAGUUUCAGUCCGUUAGACUUGUCAGCCGAUUGAGGAAGAAUGUAGCCGACAGUACAUCCGGAUCCCCCGCUUUACAAGGGCUGCCCUCACCUAAACCGACCUCAACAGUCGACGGCGACGAAUCUUCUUCUGUCAUAUCACCAACCGAGCCAGAUCCCAGUCCAAGCGCUAGCACCUCGAGUCUACGAAAAGGAAGCACCACCACAGAUGGAGGUCAACAAGAUAGGUUUUUUAUUUUGAAGAGUCUCACAGUUGCCGAUCUGGAGCUUAGCGUCAAGACUGGGAUUUGGGCUACCCAGUCCCACAAUGAACAGAGCCUAAACGAUGCGUUCAAGAACGCCGAUAACGUAUACCUUAUAUUCUCAGCCAACAAAUCAGGAGAGUAUUUCGGCUACGCCAGGAUGUUAUCCGAGAUGGAUGAAGACCCUGCCGCAGCGAUCGAGUUUGCUCCGCAAACACAGGCCACCGACGAUACCGACUUGCCUAAGGAAAUUCCCACCGAAGCCACCGAGUUUGCCCCUCGGGGUCAAAUCAUUGACGACUCAGCUCGCGGCACAAUAUUUUGGCAAGUGGACCAGCCGGAAUCAGAGAUUGGAUCGGAUAAGGAAAGUGAUGCCGGAAGUACCAAGAGCAAUGAAGAAGAGGAGGAAGAGACGAAAACCUGGGGCAAACCCUUCAAGCUCGACUGGCUAUGUACCACGCGUAUGCCUUUCUACAAGGCGCGGGGAUUGCGAAACCCUUGGAACUCGAAUAGGGAAGUCAAGAUUGCGAGAGAUGGUACGGAGAUAGAGCCGGUUAUUGGGAAACGCCUGAUUGGGUUGUUCAACCGCCACCAAAGAACGGGGCAGUUCGCAACUGCCCCGAGGUCUCCCAUGAGUCCCGGUAUGGUGCAUGGGUUCCCACCGAUGCGGCCAUACUGGCCUUGA